AUGGAGUCUGAGAAGGUCGUCCCCACGUUCCAACGCGAGCAUGCCAGUCUCGACUUGACCAAUGACAUGAACUUUGAGCUCAUCCGCCAUGCACAAGAAAGUGAUGCUGCCGACAGGAAAUUGACCAUCCGUCAGGCGUUGAAAAAGUACAAAAAGGCCGUCUUUUGGGCAAUGUUUCUGUCGACGAGUUUGGUCAUGGAAGGAUACGAUUUGGUCAUUAUAACUUCAUUCUAUGGCCAAACGCAAUUCCAGAAUCGAUUCGGAGUCGAGGAUCCAAAGACGGGGAAGAAGAUUAUUCCAGCAAGGUGGCAGUCGGGUCUCUCGAACUCGGCCCUGGUAGGACAACUGGCAGGUCUCUUGGUCAAUGCAUACACACAAGAUCGAUUUGGGUGUAGACCGACCAUGAUGGCUUUUAUGGUUUGGAUGGCUGUCGUACUGUUCAUCCCGGUCUUUGCUCCAUCCCUGUCUGUUCUGGCAUUCGGUGAGGCCAUGUGCGGAAUCCCUUGGGGAGUGUUUCAGACCUUGUCGACUACGUACGCCUCCGAAGUUGUUCCAACAGUACUUCGACCUUACUUCACCGCAUACGUCUGCAUGUGCUGGGGCGGUGGUAUCCUCUUGUCUUCUGGCGUCGUCCGCGCAGUUGCCGGUAUCCAAGGCGACUUGGGUUGGAGACUACCGUUCGCGUUGCAGUUCGUGUGGCCACUGCCUUUGUUCAUCGGAACAUACUUUGCACCCGAGUCACCGUGGAACGCGGUGCGACGAGGAAAGAUGGAUCUGGCCCGAAGGUCCUUGAUGCGACUCAGACAAGACGAACCUGACAAGGAAACAAGCGUCGACGCCGCCCUUGCAUACAUCAAAUACACCACCGAGUUGGAAAGGGCCGAGACCGAGAGUGCCAGUUUCAUCGAGUGCUUCAAGGGGACGAAUCUGCGCCGGACAGAAAUUAACUGCGUCGUCUGGGCUGCCCAGAUCCUUUGCGGCAACGCCAUUCUAGGUUACUCUGUGGUCUUUCUCGAAGCAGCAGGGUUCUCCGAGCUUCAAGCCUUUGACGUCAACAUUUCCCUUUCGGCCUGCUACAUCAUCGGCGGCAUCAUUUGUUGGUUGAUGUUCCCCCAUUUCGGGCGAGCCACCAUCUACAUGGGCGGCAUGGUGUUCAUGUUCUUUUGUCUCAUCGCCAUCGGUGGUCUGGGAUGGUCGAAGUCCAAGGACGCACAACUCGCCAUUGGCAUCUUGCUUGUCAUUUCCACACUCUGCAACAUGAUCACCACUGGUCCAGCUUGUUACCCCAUCGUGUCGGAAACUCCGUCCGGAAGGUUAAGGUACAAGACCAUUGUCAUUGGACGAUUCGUGUACAACCUCACUGGUAUCUUUAACAAUUCGGUGACCCCGAGAAUGAUUUCUGCUACAUCAUGGAAUUGGGGUGCAAAGACUGGUCUCUUUUACGCCGGUACCAAUCUAUUAUGCAACAUCUGGUGUUGGUUCCGUUUGCCGGAAACGAAAGAUCGUACAUUUGGUGAGAUUGAUCUCAUGUUUGAGAAUCGAGUUCCGGCCAGAAAGUUUAAGCAUACAAAAGUUGAUCAAUUUGCCGUUGCCAUGCGAGAAGCACAAAAGGUCGAAGCAGCAGAGGAAAAGGCUGCGGUUGAGCAUCAAAAUGUGGUCGAAGUCCCGUCUCACGUCCACUGAGACUUUCCCACGACAGAGAGACAAGAGAUGACCGUUCUCCGAGGGGAUAUGCAGUAGGGAGUACUUAUAGUAGUUAAC
Molecule: messenger RNA, 1761 nt
Organism: Exophiala oligosperma
Lineage: Eukaryota; Fungi; Ascomycota; Eurotiomycetes; Chaetothyriales; Herpotrichiellaceae
Exons: 6
Coding region: 1-1683 (560 amino acids)
Biological process (GO): transmembrane transport; carbohydrate transport
Cellular component (GO): membrane
Molecular function (GO): carbohydrate:proton symporter activity
Source: RefSeq, a predicted model, not a curated record